Procambarus clarkii (red swamp crayfish) is the source of this 2525-nucleotide messenger RNA. Its product is annotated as facilitated trehalose transporter Tret1. Gene Ontology annotation, cellular component: membrane. Gene Ontology annotation, biological process: carbohydrate transport; transmembrane transport. Gene Ontology annotation, molecular function: sugar transmembrane transporter activity. Lineage: Eukaryota; Metazoa; Arthropoda; Malacostraca; Decapoda; Cambaridae. The record is from RefSeq and is a predicted model, not a curated record.
GAUGCUGGGAGCGACAGUACAAUACAGCCAGAGCCAGACACAGGAGAUCGCUCCGGUGCUUCGAGACACAGAGAGUGCUCUUGUCUACCUAAUGCUCCAAGUCUCACCAUAGCCUAAAGGGAACCUCAGACUCCUCUCCGGAGCACACCGCCAGUUGGGAUAUCGAUCAAUACCAGGUUACCAGCAUGAAGAACGUGGAGGACCGAGCACAUCCGCGCCCUGGAAACAGGCCCGCGCUUGCUACUCAGUACUAUACUGCUCUCGCCGCCACCAUGGGAGGCCUUGCCAUGGGAGUCAUUGUUGGCUACUCCUCACCUGCUGGACCACUCCUGCUAGGCAGCACUUCCGACGGGUAUCCUGCUGGACCACUCCUGGGAAAUAUUACCGACAGGCCUCACACGACGACCUCCUCUGAUGUCCAGCCACAAAACAGGACCACGACGGAGACGCUGCAGCUGAGCCAGGAGGAGUACAACUGGUUCUCAUCGUCGGUGAACAUAGGAGGCGCUGCAGGAGGGUUGGUGGGUGGCGUGAUGAUCAGCACACUGGGCAGGAGAGCCACCAUGAUGCUCUCAGUGUUGCCAUACCUGGCAGGGUGGGCGCUCAUUGCUGGGGGCCAAAAUGUGUUGAUGCUGGUGGCGGGUCGAGUGAUCACUGGCGUGUGUAUGGGCGUGACCUGCACAGCUGUGCCAACCUACAUAGGUGAAUUUGCCUCCGCUGACAUCAGAGGCACUCUGGGAAGUGGGUUCCAGGUGAUGGUGACAUUGGGUAUUCUGCUAGUGUAUGUUGUCGGCGCCGCCCUCUGCUCCUGGCGCUGGCUGGCUGUCGUCUGCACCAUCCCAACGCUAAUAUACAUCCUAAUGCUUGCCUUCACCAAGGAAUCGCCAAGUUUUCUCCUCUCUCAAGGCAGAGAUGAGGAGGCGAAGGCGUCUCUACAGUACUUCCGAGGUGGCCACUAUAACGUGCAGGAGGAGCUGUCUAUGAUCAAGGGAGCCGUGGCGGAAGCUAAGCUUAAGAAAGCUUCACUUCGGGAGAUGGCGAAGCCGCAUAACUUGAAGCCUCUUGUCAUCUGCCUUGCCAUACUCUUCUUCGCUCAGUCCUCGGGAAUCACUCCUCUUCUCUUUAACAUGGCAAUCGUUUUUAAGGACUCUGGGAGCAGUGUGACAGAGAACGCGAGCGUGGCCAUCAUCGCCGGGGUCCAGGUGUUGGCAACUGUGGUGGGUGCUUUACUGAUGGACCAGGCUGGCCGGAGGCUCCUUCUUGCUGUCUCGUCCGCCCUCAUGUCCCUCUGUAUGGUGAGCUUGGGCGGUUACUGCUACAUGAAGGAGAUUGAUGCCGUGUGGACUGUGGAGGUGCUGGGCUGGUUACCGUUGGUCGCCCUUGUCGUCUUCAUCGCCGCAUAUUCCGUCGGAUUUGGCCCUACCGUCUGGGUCCUCAUGGGUGAAUUGUUCUCUCCGGAAGUGAAGGAUGCAUCGGCCAGUCUGGCGAUGAUGGUGAACUGGACUGCCUCCUUCAUCGUCACCCUCACCUUUCUCCCCCUGCAGACGGCUCUUGGAGACUACAGCGCGUACUGGCUCUUCGGCGGGAUGUGUCUGGCGGCCCUUGUCUUUACCAUCCUACUGGUGCCGGAGACUAAAGGGAAAACAUUGCAGGAAAUCACUGCACACUUCGGGGGCCCGGCAGCACAGGACAGCCAUUGCCAGCAGCCCCGAGAGUCACUACCACUGGUGUAGGCCUACUUGAACAUAUUUUAUUUAAAUUAGUUAGAUUUGUGGACUUUUUUUCAAAUAAUAUGUAAUACAUUAUUUCAAUGUUAAAGGUCAAGUUUGUUAACAGUCAUCUUCAGAUGUACUUAUUUUAAUCAAAUAUUCACAGUGUCAUUUAGAAUAAGUGGGUUAGGAUUGGAGAACAGGAAGGUUGUGUCAUCAGCAAAUAGAAGAGGCUUCAGGUGUUGAGAGAUAUUUGAAUUUACCUGAAUUUGGUAGGUCAUUGAUGUAAAUGAGAAACAGGAGUGGACCAAGUAUACGACCCUGUGGAACGCUAAUGUUAAUUGGCAGUGUGGGAAAAGUAGCAUUGUUUACAGAGAUAUACUGGUGCCUGCAAGUAUUGUAGGGAGCGACUUUUGGUUACACCAUGGAACCAGAAGUUCCAUAGUGUAACUAUGGAACUAUGUUCAGCUCAGUUCUUUGAUCCUAAUAUCUGAGAAAUAGUGUUCCAUAUUUUGUUCAUGUUACCUUUAUAUGAUUAAAACAAAUUCAUUGAAGCUUGUUUCGGAUCUUCUUAUUAUCUUAUUUAAGAUUGAAGAGAUCCUCUUACACAACUCCUUGGAAAUGACCCCUAUCCUAUAUUUCCUCAUAUUCUUGCUUCUUAUAGAUAGAUUUAAGUAUGCCCUUAGUAAGUCAUGGGGCUAUUUAUACUUUUGAUACGUGUUACGGCCCUCUCGGGACGCAACGGGGUUCUUACUCUGAUGUAGUUAGAGGAAGAUAUAUAUCCGGCCCCAAGCCAGUAGAGGCUAUCAAGGGAUG